AUGGCAACAUCAUCUAAAAAGAAAAACGAUCCAACUAUUGAAGCUUUAUCUGCAUUAAUUGAAGAUCCAUCAACAGCUGAAAAUGACAAAGCUAAAUAUAUUUAUAAACGUAUUUAUAUUAAUUAUGAAAAAAAAAAUUGGAAUACUGUCAUUGAAGGUAUUAAAAUGUAUCAACAAAUUACUAAGUCUAAGAAACUUGAAAUAUUAAAAAUUAAAAGUGAAAUUCAAGAAUUUUGUCAUAAAUCUCGCAAAACAUUGAUGGAAUUAAACGAUGAUAAUGAUAUAGAUGAUAAUGAUGAUUAUGAGCAAUUAUUUUUAAAUAUAAGUCCAAAGAAUGUUGAUGAUUUUAUUAAUGGUCGAUCCACAAGCGAAUCAAGUAAAAAAAGAAAAUUAUAA
Messenger RNA from Rotaria sp. Silwood2, 396 nucleotides. Lineage: Eukaryota; Metazoa; Rotifera; Eurotatoria; Philodinida; Philodinidae. The record is from the annotation of a GenBank genome assembly.